Molecule: messenger RNA, 4081 nt
Organism: Thunnus maccoyii (southern bluefin tuna)
Lineage: Eukaryota; Metazoa; Chordata; Actinopteri; Scombriformes; Scombridae
Product: intestinal mucin-like protein
Exons: 21
Cellular component (GO): extracellular matrix
Molecular function (GO): protein binding
Source: RefSeq, a predicted model, not a curated record
ACAACCCCAACUGCUGUACCUCCUACCACAACUGAGGGUCCAACCACAACAGAGGGGCCAACCACGAUCACAAAAUCUACAUCUCCAACCGCCGUACCUUCUACUACAACUGGUGGGACAACCACAACCACAAAAUCUACCACUCCAACCGUCAUACCUCCUACCACAACAGAGGAGCCAACCACAACCACAAAAUCUACAACCCCGACCACCGUACCUCCUACUACAACUGAGGGGCCAACCACGACCACAAAAUCUACAUCCCCAACCGCUGUACCUUCUACUACAACUGGUGGGACAACCACAACCACAAAAUCUACAACCCCAACCGCUGUACCUCCUACCACAACUGAGGGUCCAACCACAACAGAGGGGCCAACCACCACCACAAAAUCUACAUCUCCAACCGCCGUACCUCCUACCACAACUGAGGGUCCAACCACAACAGAGGGGCCAACCACCACCACAAAAUCUACAUCUCCAACCGCCGUACCUUCUACUCCAACUGGUGGGACAACCACAAAAUCUACAUCCCCAACCGCUGUACCUUCUACUACAACUGGUGGGACAACCACAACCACAAAAUCUACAACCCCAACCGCUGUACCUCCUACCACAACUGAGGGUCCAACCACAACAGAGGGGCCAACCACCACCACAAAAUCUACAUCUCCAACCGCCGUACCUCCUACCACAACUGAGGGUCCAACCACAACAGAGGGGCCAACCACAACCACAAAACCUACAACCCCAACCGCUGUACCUUCUACUACAACUGGGUCCAACCACAACAGAGGGGCCAACCACCACCACAAAAUCUACAUCUCCAACCGUCAUACCUUCUACGACAACUGGUGGGACAACCACAACCACAAAAUCUACCACUCCAACCGUCAUACCUCCUACUACAACAGAGGGGCCAACCACGACCACAAAAUCUACAUCCCCAACCGCUGUACCUUCUACUACAACUGUACAACCCCAACUGCUGUACCUCCUACUACAACUGAGGGUCCAACCACAACAGAGGGGCCAACCACCACCACAAAAUCUACAUCUCCAACCGCCGUACCUUCUACUACAACUGGUGGGACAACCACAACCACAAAAUCAACAACCCCAACCGCUGUACCUCCUAGUACAACUCAGAGUCCAACCACAAGCACAACAGAGGAGCCAACCACGGCCACAAAAUCUACAUCUCCGACCUCUGUACCUCCAAGUACAACUGGUGGGACAACCACAACCACAAAAUCAACAACCCCAACCGCUGUACCUCCUAGUACAACUAAGGGACCAACCCCAACCACAACAGAGGAGCCAACCACGACCACAAAAUCUACAUCUCCGACCUCUCUACCUCCUAGUACAACUGGUGGGACAACUUCCAUUUCCACAACACCUGAAUCACCUGUCACUGGUUCCACAUCCACAGUGCAUCCACCAACAGCCCCCAUUAUCAGCACCCAGACAACCCCAGCAUCUCAAACUACACCAUCAACAAUAACCACACUGAGUUCCACGACACAAUGCUUCUGUGUAGUUAAUGGCAAGCAAUAUAAGCCAGGGGAGAAAAUACUUGACAUGGAACACAUUGGAUCAGGUAUAUGUCUCACAAUGAUAUGUUCUAAUAGUUGUGAGAUUAGCAACCAGACCGGACCUUGCAGGUCGACACCUUUGCCUACACCCACACCCACACCUGUACCUGACUGCCCUGAAUGGGGUGUAGCACAAAAUGAGACCUUCUAUCUGUGCAACUGCACCUUGGCAAGAUGCAUUGAGAACAAUACAAUUGAAAUAAUUCCUUAUGAAUGUCCACCCCUUGAACCCAUCACUUGUACCAAUGGAAAGAAACCUGUUCUCGUGUAUGAUGAGUACCACUGCUGCCAACAUUACGUUUGUGACUGUGUAUGUGAAGGCUGGGGAGAUCCUCAUUAUAUAACAUUUGAUGGAUUGUACUACAGCUAUCAAGGAAACUGUACUUAUAUCUUGAUGGAAGAGAUUACACCAACACAUAACCUAAAGAUUUAUAUUGAUAAUGUUAUUUGUGAUGUCACUGAAGAUGUCUCCUGUCCUCGAUCUAUAAGUGUAUCCUAUGGUUCACAAGUUGUCAAACUCAAGAAUCACAACCUCAUUGGAGCAGCAAAGUUGGAGGCAUUGAAGGAAGGAGUACCUGUUAAACUACCUUAUUCACAACAAGGUGUGAAGAUCAUGAAUUCUGGCAUUACCUUGGUUUUGGAGAUCCCUCGCUUAAAAGUGGUCAUUACAUAUGGAAUAACUGGCUUCAGUGUGACCCUUCCCUUUCAAUACUUUGGCAGAAACACACAGGGCCAUUGUGGAACAUGCAACAACAACCAGGCUGAUGACUGCAUGUUGCAUGGAGGCAAACUGGUACAAAGUUGCACUGUGAUGGCUGACUACUGGCUUAAAAAAGACACUGAAAGACCUGACUGCAAGAUACCCUCUGUACCCCCCUCCCCUGAACCUUCACCAACCCCAACUCCAUGCAAGAAUCAAGACUCCAUGUGUGGUCUACUUAAGAGCAGAGUCUUUGCACAGUGCCAUCCCUUUGUCACUCCUGACAAAUUCUACCAAGGUUGUGUUUUUGAUAGCUGCCAUGUUUCCAACCCAGUGGUGCAGUGCACAAGUUUGCAGGUUUAUGCUGCUGCCUGUGCGCAGGCAGGGGUUUGCUUGCACUGGAGGAACCACACCAAAUUGUGUGCCAGUGACUGCCCAUCAAACACAAUUUACAAGCCAUGUGGUCCUGCAGAACAGCCAACCUGUGAAGACAACUCCAAUGAACCUACCAUGAACUUCACUACUGAGGGCUGCUUUUGUCUUGAUGAAAUGAAACUCUUCACCAAAGCGUCUGGUAUAUGUGUUGAUAAGUGUGGAUGUCUUGAUCCUGAGCGCAAUGCUCGUGAGUUAAAUGAAAAGUUUGAGUACAAAUGCCAAAACUGCAUCUGUGAGGAGUCCACCAAGACUGUGACUUGCAAGCCCAAGGUGUGCCCACCACCAACCGUAACAAACUGCACUGGUCCAGGGUUCGUCCUUGUCAACCAGACAAAUCCAUUGGACCCUUGCUGUCCUGACUCUGACUGCCAAUGUAACAACAACACUUGCCCAGCCCAAAAUAUGGAAUGUCAAGUUGGAUAUUGGCUAAUUGUCAGUGAACUGGAUGGAAAAUGCUGUCCAGAGUAUAAAUGUGAGCCUAAAAGAGUGUGUGUCCACAAAGACAUUGAAUACCAGCCUGGUGCUUCAGUUCCUGGAAGUGAAUGUCAGAAUUGCACCUGUACCAAUACGAUGGACUCCAACUCUAGUCUACUCAAAAUAGUUUGCGACGUUCGGAAAUGUGAAAAGAAUUGUGAAAUGGGAUAUGAAUAUGUGAAAAUUAAUUCACAUGAAUGCUGUGGGAGUUGUGUACAGACAAACUGUGUCUUAAAUGUUAAUGGUACCAAGCGGCUCUUAAAGCAAGGAGAAACCUGGUCAACACCUGAGAACAAGUGUUAUGAAUACACCUGUAUUAAGAGCCAUGAGACCUUUACAGUUAUCAUUUCACACACGGUGUGCCCGGCAUUCCAGCAGAGCAACUGCCAACCUGACACAAUUCAAACUGCAGCAAAUGGCUGCUGUAAAAUUUGUGUGGAGAAGGAGAAGGCCUGCAAGUUAGUAUCCAUGAAAACCCGUAUUAAACACAAGGACUGUUGGGCUAAGGAGGAGGUAGAUGUUCCAUAUUGUGAGGGAUCCUGCAACACUUUCACCAAGUACUCUGCAGGUGCUAUGCAGCAUUCUUGCACAUGCUGUAAGGAGGCACGCUACAGCAAUCGCACUGUUGACUUGCAAUGUCCCAAUGAAAAAGUGGUUCCUCACACAUACAUCCAUGUGGAGGAGUGUGGAUGUAGCCACACAGACUGCACCACAGCUGCAGGACAUCCAGCUCGCAAGAGGCGAAGCUUCACACUGGUGUAAUUGAAAAUCUGUCCUCACAUUCAUCAAUGUGGGAUGAGAAAGUUCUUCCCAAAUGUCCCACCAAUCAUUAUAUCUCUUACAAAUAUCUAUCAUUCUAGAUACUCUCUUUAUA